ACUCGGAGGAGAGGAGCGAGGCAUGCAGCAGCCACUCACUCAUUUUGUCAAUUGUUUUUCCCUCUAGCUGACUACCCUACACUCCGAGGACUUGUAAUACACUUCCGAAGCCAGGAUUAGACAGGGGGAAAAGUCCUUUUCCUGUUUUUGAAGACACAUGUGAUCCUGAUUUCAUUUCAGAAGGACAUUCCUGUUGUUAAACAUUUCUACCUAUUAAUAUUGAGCUUCUUGUGUGGUGAGCUCAACCUGCUGUGAUACAAGCAGGGCUGCCCGUUGGAAUUGGCCGUCCUGCAUCAGCGUCGGAUCUCUGGAGACAUGUCUGAAGUCUGACUUUAGUGGCGCUCCAAAGGGGGAGGAACCUCACAGGAUGGUUUGACUUUGAGGAGUCAUCUACGCUCGUGUCCUGCAUCUUCUCUGCUGCAAAGAGAGAGAAGUCGUUGGUUUUCAGGAAGGAGACGUAGACUGGUGUGGAAGUUAACCACCAGGUGUUGGAUGUGAGGGUUUCAUAUUCCACAGACCAGGGAAAAACUUUUCUGUUUUUUUUUUUUUUUACAAAGACUGAGGACUUUUCAAGCUUUUGUUCCACGUCAGUGUUACAGCAUGGCUGGGAUGUAUGGCUGCUUCAAGGGCAGGAACAGUGACAGUGCUGCCAUGGCAUCAGGACCUCCAGAUGUGAUGGCCAAUCAGGAGCCUGCCGAGGUCCAGGAGGAGUGCUCAGGAAAGAAAAAGUCCAAGUUCCAGACGUUCAAAAAAUUAUUUGCCAGGAAGAAGAGAAAGGAGCCGUCAGGGGCUGAGGCAGAGGCGGGCCUUAAAGCCAGCCUAUCGACUGACAAUGUCAGCAAAACAUCCGAGAACAACGCUCUCACCCGAUCAGAGAAGGAUAAGGGCUCUGGGUCAAAGAUCAGCCUGGGCAAUAAGGCCUUGUCCCACGACUCUGUCUUUGUUUCUGACUCAUCGGAGGCCAACGAGGCUAUGGGGGCAUCCCAGGACAGCAUUCACGGGAAAGUGAAAUCACUACAGCUCCAGUUGAAACAGGCCAUCAGACUGGGCUCUCCUCCAUCCCUGAUGUGCGUGAAGCGGACAGAGGACGCUGGAACCAUGUCUGAGGAUGAUGGUCUGCCCUGCAGUCCACCUGAAUACACCCCUCUCCACACAGCCAUGGCUCAGAGGAACAGUUUCAUCAGUCUGGAUGGAAUAGAUAGUGACGACGACCAGCUGGCCUGUGCAGCCUCCAGCAGAGCAAUGAGCCCCCUGGUGGUGCCAGGAGACUUCAGUCAGCCGGCCAGUCCGUUCGGCUGUCUGGACAACUCCGCUGCCAAACACAAGCGAGGCCUGAGACUCAAAGCCUGCAACAAGAGGAAACCUGUCAGUAAGCUGGAGGGGAAAAUGGAGGGAGACUCCAUGGAUGAGAUGCUGAACACAUCUUUAACAGAUGCUGUGGAGGAGCAAGAAGAACAGAUGUCAGAAGCUGUAAGUUUUGAUGAGCUGAAACCAAAAGUGGAGAGGGAGGAGGAGGAAGAGGAAGAAGGAGAAGGAGACAUGGAGGAGGAGAAAGAACGAUCACAGCCUUCCAGACAAUCGCUGUUAAGAUAUAAGGAGGAGAUGGAGGAUGAGUCUGAGGCAGAACAGGAUGUUUCUCACAGCCCGGACAUUUCCUCUCCUCUUGAGCCAAGUCUGUCAGAGGAGGAAGCCCCCGACGCCCAGCCGCCGCCCUCCUCGGAGCCCAGCUCCAGAGCCUCCUCUCUGGACAGUCCCAGAGCCACACCAGAGCCCCCUGCUGGCCCAAGAGAGUAUUUACUCGACCCUCCGGGUAUUGCCUACGGAGCAGAGAAGAGCAGGGUUGAAAGUGAGUUGUCACUGAGAGCAGAUGAAGAUGACGUUCAGGAAAAUGAGGAGGAGGAGGAAGAGGAGGAGGGCUCAUUCCUACAGGAGGUACUGAGCUCCCUGAAAACUCCCCUCACGUCCUCGCUGAGGUUAGAUACAGAAGACGACGUCAUGGAGAUGAAAGAGGAGACAAAUGAAAAGGAAGAAGAAGUGGUAGAGAUGGAAGAUGCGGAAGAGGUAGAGGAAGAGGAGGCAGAAGAGGAUGAGCCUGUCAGUUAUCUGGCUGCUCCCUCUCUAAUGUUGGGUCACACCACAGAGAAAAAGGAAGAGGUUUCUGUUCUCUCCAUUGAAGAAGAAGUUGCUCUUGUUGAGGAAGAGGCAGAAAGUGAUGAAGAAGAAGAAGCAGCAGCAGCAGAAGAGGAAGAAGAAGAACUGGUUGUGGAACUAUUCAUUCAACAUAGUCAGGAAGAAGAAGCAGCAGCCGAGAAAGAGGAAGUGGAGGAAGUUGAACCUGAGGAGGACAAUUAUGUGCUCUCUAGAAAAUCUGAAAUCCACACUCAGGAAGAAAGACGAGAGGAAGAGGGUGAGAGAGAGGAGGAUGUGAUGGAGCUGGAGAACGAGCCACAGGUGGAUGAGGAGGAAUCGGAGAAGAGAGAGGAGGAGGAGGAGGAGGAGGAGGAGGAGGAGGAGAUGAAGGAAGUGAGUUCACGAGUGGAGGAGGCAGAGGAAGCAAUUGAAGAGGAGAGCGAUGAAGCAGAGGAGAUGAUGGAGAACCUCCCUGAUGCAGCAGAUGAAGAGGUUUGGAUCACUACGUCACUGCAGGAGAGAGAUGAAGGUGUAGAAGCUGUGGUCAGAGAUGACUCCACUGAACACUCGAGUGAUGAUGAAAUCCUGACAGAUCUUGGUGAUCAAGUAGUUGACAAAGUGCAGGAGGGGGAAGAAAACUCUGAGAUAGUUGUGGAAGGGGAAGAGAUCGAGAUCUCAGAAGAAAAAUCUGACCGAGAGGACAACGUGGAAACAAAACUUCCUGAUGUGGAUGAAACUGAAGAAGAAAACACAGAGGAAUUAUCCAGUGUAGACACGAUACAGGAGGAUCAAACUGAAGCCACAGCUACUGUCCCUGCUUACCCUUCUUCUUUGUCUCUUCAGGACUUACCUUAUGAGACUCUGUCAGAGGAGAAGGGGGCUGUCUCUCCCAGUAAAACCAGCAUGAUCCACAUAAAUCUUAUCUCUCCCAGCUCAGAGAAAGCCCCAUCGUUCUUCCAGCAGUCUCCAACUGCUGAUGAUAUCAACGACAACAUCACUGAGUCUCCCUCUCAUCUUGAAGCAGCCACAGAAAAAGAAGAGCAAGCUGACACCGUGGAGGAAGUACAGGAAGAAAAACAGUCCGCCUUGGAAGAAGAAGAAGUAGAAGAAGAAGCUACACCUCCUGCAUCUGUGGAGGAAACAGCCAACCGGCCGUCCAGUGGUCCUGAUCAGAGUAAAGUCCGCUUCAUCAUCACGCCCGCCUGGCAGAGAUCUCAGAGUUUGACUCCUCCUUCCUCUCCGCCCGCCGUAGCCUCCUCUUCGACGUCUGCUGUCGCAGGUCCUGGAACUGAGGAGGUUGAAGCUGCAGUGAAGAAGGAUCCAGGUGUGAAAGCAGAGCCGGCCAGUUCGCCCAAGGUGGACCUGGUGCUGAGUCCAGGCAGAGCGAGGAUCGCUGGGAGCACCGCCGUCAAACCGCAGAGCAACACAACAACGUCUCCACCCUGCAUUAAACCACAGGCCUCAGCUGCUGCGAGCACAGAAGAGAGCACUGUCGUAGCGGAGGGAAACCCUGACAAUCCCUUCGGAGUCCGGCUGAGGAAGACGUCCACUCUUCACCUCUUCAGCUCAGAGGACGAAAACACAGAGUCUCCCAUCGAGUCUCCAAUUCAGCCAACCAGCUGUAAAGCUGAGCCUCCGCAGCCAAUCGGUGUUAAGCCUUCCAUAAGUCAGCCAAUCAGUAACAAGCCUGCCCUUCCUAAGAAACCAGAUGUACACGGAGACAGUGGAGUUAAAACCAAGAGCAUCUCAGACCCAGCAGCAGCAGCUCGUGGUGUUUCUGCUGGAUCUGAUUCUCCCAGCUGGAUCUCUGUGGCCAAACAGAAACAGAGGAUCUAUAAAGAAAACUCGCUGGAGGAGAUCACUAUCAAGAAGGACGAACCAGAGAGGAAGUCUUCACUGCCGAUGCACGUCAGCUCAGUGGCAAGCAGGGAGCACAGCACCAAAACAGCUGAGUCCAGCAGCAAAGAGAUGAGUAAACCUUCAGCGUCUGUAGAGAAGGAGACGAGGAGAGCGCUCUCUCCUCCAACUCCAGUGCCAGCUCAACCUUCGAAAAACCAGUCACUGCCCUGCCCAGUUCCUCCAAAGCCCCUCGUUGCACCUGCCGCAGCCAAACCUCCAGCCCAGCCCACCCUAGACCACAGACCUACUCUGGCUCCUGUUCCCCACAAAUCUCCUUCUUGCACAAGCCCGCCACCUCUCUCCAAACCUGCCACCUUCUCCCCUUCCUCCAAGGCACCCCAGCCCCAGAGUACGACCCCCUCCACGCCUUUUUCCUCGAGAACCGCUCCAGAAAAGUCUGCUUCAAGAGCUUCAGGUGUCCCUGGACAGACCCCGUCCUCACAGCGAGGCUUGCCCCCGGCUCCUUUGCCCCAGGACGAGCCCCCGUGGAUGGCGCUGGCUAAGAAAAAGGCCAAAGCCUGGAGUGAAAUGCCGCAGAUCGUCCAGUGAUGGAGCAGGUUUCACUAAGUUUGUGUACUUGGGUCUUAACUGGCUCGAAAAGAAACCAGGAUCUGAAAGGGGGUUGAGGUGGACCGAGAGUCUGGAUGGACCAGAAUGCAUUUGCACACACAGAUUUGUUGUUUUUUAUUUUCUUAAACUCCAUGCUUCAGAUUUCUGAUUGGCACAGACCCUCCCAUCCCACAGCUAAAGACAGGCUUUGUUUACCCUCCUCUCUCUUUACGUCUGUAUUCUUGUGGAGACAUUUUCUACAGGACAGUGUAGGACCCUGAAAGUAACUGCGUCUUACUUGAAGUGGAUCCAAAUUGUUUGUAAGCAGUCUUAGAGAGAGGAGAGGAAAUACAUACAGUCCCACAGCAGUAAGUAUGAAUUUAUUUAAUCUAAGGUAACCCAAACUAUUCAACAUGAUGCCAUGAAAACAUUUCAGGGAAGGAUAGUAGGAGAAAAAAUAAGAGAGAGAGAGAGAGAGAAAGAAAGAAAGAGGACAUUUUAUCCACAGGAGGAAAACACAGACUAAUAUUUGGGUUUCAUUCAUUAAUUCUGUCUUAAGGAUGGGACAGGAUGCUGUUUUUGUGUCUCAAUGGGCGUUUGUGUGUGUGUGUCUGUGCGUGUGUGUGUCUGUGCGUGUGUGUGUGUGAUUUUAAAGCAGAUAUAUAUUUGCCCACAUUUUGAGGAAUGUGGAAAAUAUUCUUGGCCUCAGAGUGCUAUGAGAUAACAUCCAAGCUAAGCUGUAGAGAAAUGUGCUGAACUAACCGACUGGUCAUGAGUUUUGGUUAAAAAAUAUCAAAUCUGCGGGGGGCCUCAGUUUCCCUGUGUUUCCGAUUUUUAAGACAAAUAUAUUUCUUAUAACAUCCACCACAGAUACUAAACCAGUCAUGUUUGCUGUGUUAGCGAGUGCGUGUGUGUCCGACAUGUUUCAUGUUGUCAGUGUAAAUUAUAUUAUUCAUUUAUCUCUUUUGAUAUUUUCAAUACAUAACAACAGGUUAUAUGUCAGCAUCCUGCAGAAAUCUAAACAUCUCCAAAACGUUGGCUGUUUAGGAACUCUCAGUAAAUCCACUAUUACUCUGACCUGUGUGUCUUUUUACUAUUUUUACUGAAUCAUCAUGUUGGCAGCGUGGUGUUUUUUUUAUAAGAAAUUUUCCAUUCACAAAUAUAAGCAUGUAAAUAAAUCAGAGACUGGUUUCCUGCAGGAUGCAAAUCAUCACUAAAGUAAAUGUCACAGCUGAUCGUUUCCUUUGUAUGAAUUGAAGCUAUGUAUCACACAGUUACUAUAUAUGUUUUAUGCAUUCUAUUUUGUAUUGCCUUUGAGGACUUGUCUUGUACAUAAAAUGUGCAGUAAAGAACAAAUGAAAACACCAUU
Platichthys flesus (European flounder) is the source of this 5947-nucleotide messenger RNA. RefSeq lists its product as uncharacterized. The record is from RefSeq and is a predicted model, not a curated record. The transcript has 16 exons. Lineage: Eukaryota; Metazoa; Chordata; Actinopteri; Pleuronectiformes; Pleuronectidae. The coding region runs from base 601 to 4578 and encodes 1325 amino acids.